Molecule: messenger RNA, 261 nt
Organism: Pochonia chlamydosporia 170
Lineage: Eukaryota; Fungi; Ascomycota; Sordariomycetes; Hypocreales; Clavicipitaceae
Exons: 1
Coding region: 1-261 (86 amino acids)
Source: RefSeq, a predicted model, not a curated record
AUGCGCGAUGCCAGGAUCACAAUUCGGUACUGGAGGACACAUCAGUGCAAGAGCAGAGCAAAUGGGCUAUCUGGAGGCGUUGAUAGCAUCCGAACGAGAAUCGUGUCCGCCGAGACAUUCCCACCAGGGCAGAAUGCUAGCCUUGUCCAAGAACCGUGCAUUGCAUCGCCCCCGGUCCUGUGGGCUGCACUUGGUCCUGGUCCUGAAUUGGUUCGUGGAUGCUUGGUGUUUGGAUCGUUUGGUCUAUCUCAAAGUACUUGA